Molecule: messenger RNA, 1344 nt
Organism: Schizosaccharomyces octosporus yFS286
Lineage: Eukaryota; Fungi; Ascomycota; Schizosaccharomycetes; Schizosaccharomycetales; Schizosaccharomycetaceae
Product: AUR protein kinase Ark1
Exons: 1
Coding region: 34-1089 (351 amino acids)
Biological process (GO): mitotic spindle organization; protein phosphorylation; regulation of cytokinesis
Cellular component (GO): spindle pole centrosome; chromosome passenger complex; spindle midzone
Molecular function (GO): ATP binding; protein kinase activity
Source: RefSeq, a predicted model, not a curated record
CCAACAUCAAGGUGGAAGAAGGGGUUCGAAUUAAUGACUGAUUCUAAACUUGCUGGAUCUGUAAAUCAGCUCUCGAUGUCUUCAGGCUCGGCGCUCCCAAACAGUGCGAACCCUGGACGUCAACAGUUGCUGAAACUAGCAGUUUCUAAUCAACGUCAGGUGAAUUACCCUGUGACAAAGAAGGACAGUAGAGGAUUAGAAAAUAAACGUUAUUCUUCUAGCAAGCAACAAGAUGAACCAAUUGCAGGUGUUCCUUCACCGAUGGGGCCUCAAUGGCGGGAUUUUCAUAUAGGCAUGUUUGAAAUAGGAAAACCACUUGGGAAAGGAAAGUUUGGAAGAGUUUAUUUAGCAAAGGAAAAGAAAACAGGAUUUAUAGUUGCUUUGAAAACGUUACAUAAGUCCGAACUCAUCCAUUCAAGAAUUGAAAAACAGGUGAGAAGAGAAAUUGAAAUUCAAUCAAAUUUGAGACAUAAAAACAUCCUUCGUUUAUUUGGUCAUUUUCACGAUGAAAAAAGGAUUUUUUUAAUACUGGAGUUUGCCGGAAGAGGAGAAUUGUACCAGCAUCUUCGAAAAGCAUCUCGAUUUUCAGAAAGUACAGCUGCUAAAUAUAUCUAUCAAAUGGCAAAUGCUUUAGCCUAUUUACACAAAAAACAUGUUAUUCAUAGAGAUAUUAAGCCUGAAAAUAUACUACUUGGAAUUGACGGAGAAAUCAAGCUAUCGGAUUUCGGAUGGAGUGUACAUGCACCUUCCAAUCGCAGGACAACCCUAUGUGGUACUUUGGAUUAUCUUCCUCCUGAAAUGGUGGAAGGCAAGGAACACACUGAGAAGGUUGAUUUGUGGUCCCUGGGAGUGCUUACUUAUGAAUUUAUAGUAGGAGCACCUCCCUUUGAAGACGUAUCUGGUCACUCGGCCACGUACAGAAGAAUAGCAAAGGUGGAUUUGAAAAUCCCUAGCUUUGUAUCACCGGAAGGGAAAGAUUUAAUUAGUCGUCUGCUGCGACAUAGUCCUGAACAGCGAAUUUCCUUAGAGCAGGUUGUCAAGCAUCCUUGGAUACUCAAAUUUAAAGCGUCUUGGAAUUCCGAUCAAUGAAUAGAGACCAACAACAAACCCCUUAAAGGUUGAUUCGGUAAUUUUGUGCGGCAUUCGUCAAAACCUCCUUUGGUCACUUAAUUUAUUUCACUUUAAUAACGAUUUUUGAUACUUAUUUUCUAUGAAUGCUAGUAUUUCCUUUUAUAUAUAAUUAAUCUUGGUGUAAAUGAUAUUAAAUUUUGAACAUUCUAGCCAAAGAAAAGGAAGGGAGCGAAGGAAGAGGAAGUAUAAUGAAAUAAAAUAAAGAUUUAUCCA